AAGUUGAGAUGAGUGAAGUAGGACCCAAUAUGGACCAUAGUCGUGGUUUAUUUGAGAGGCUAAGACAGAAGCUGUCAUAUAACAGCACUGGUAAAGGUCCACCAAGGUAUACAGACUCACCCACAGCACCCAGGAUAGAACAUCACCAUGUAGAUGACUUAGACCUGGAGGCCCUGAUAACAGAGAUGCAUACAAGCUUUCCUGAUGAAGAUGAACGACUUGUCAACUUUGACCAGGAGAGCAUCAGUGGGGUCAGUGCUAAGGGAAUCAAUGACUUAGUGACCGAACUCAAUGUAGAGAAUGAGAACAUUGAGUCACAUGACUUGCGUCAGGAUGGCGCUAAACCUGUGGGAAUAGAAGUCCGUGAGCUAUGCAGAGUUGGGGACAUAAGCAGGGAGAGCAUGUCCCUCCCUCUGGACACAUGCAUUCCUGCAAUGAGUGGUACAAACCUACUACAAAACCCUCUCAUCAGUGCAAUAUCAAAUGGGACAAAAUCCUCUCCAUCUAGCCCCAUGUUACGUCGUACUCCGAGACAGGAUUCAGAUGAGACGCACAUUGCAGUAGAUUUUACGAGUGGCCACAUGUCAUGCAUCCCUACAGAGACAGUUAGUUUCUUUAGGGAUGACAAGUCACCUACAGAGCUGUGCAUCAACCAGCAUCGUAAAGCCUUGGAUCUCUGCCACCUUCUUACCCUGAAAACACAUGUUAAGGAAGACAAGAACUGGGUGAUAGUGGAGCACCUUGGAAAGCAUAAUAUAGAAAGAAACCUUGAAGACCAUGAGAAUGUUUUAAAGGUCUACAGCUCUUGGAAAGACUAUUCACAUAAUAAAUUCUACUUCAGAAAAGAUCUAAGAAAAUAUGAAGUCUUUCAGAACCCAGAGCAAUUCUUCCCAAGCAGUAUGCUGAAGUGUGACAGCUUGGAGGAGGUCGGUGACAGCCAGAACUUGGACAUUCAGGUUCAGAGGGCCAAACACAUACUUCUUCAGAACCUGUUCAGCACAAUGGAUAACCUUCCAGAUAUACAAGGUUGUUUGCUACUACGAGAAAAAAGCAAACGUUCUUGGAAAAAAACAUUCUUCAUACUCAACAAUUCAGGACUCUUUUACUCUUCUAAGGGAUCUUCAAAAGACCCCAAACAUUUGUUGCAAUUUGCUGAUCUCUCCGAGUGUGAAGUUUACACUUGUUGUCACCCUAAGAAAAACUUGCACUCCCCCACUGAUUACUGCUUAGCCUUGAAGUCUAACUGUGACAGUAAAGAUCUGAGGGUGCUAUGUGCUAAUGAUGAGAGAACGAGGCAGUGCUGGAUAGCAGGACUGAGAUUACGGAAGUAUGGUACAGUGCUAAGGGAUAACUACCAUGCAGCCCAAAGAAGGCAGGAAAAGUUAAAAAAUGCAACCAAAGGGACCAGUGCAAUUAAGUCAGCAUCUCCAUCUCUUAUGAAAUCUCGUGUAGCAAUGGACUUCACAGGGCAUGAGGGUCGUAUUGUGAAUGACCCAAAUGAAGCCCUGGGUGUAGCUGUACAGGAGGGGCAGAAAUGGAGGAAGCGCAACUGGCAAGUUGUUGCCCCCACCAAGAACUCUCCCCCGAAGACAGGACUGGGUGCAGGCAUACACAUGACACAGCCGUGGUUCCACAGUGGGAUCAAUCGUCAGGAAGCCAGCGAUCUCAUUGUAAAGCAGGGACUUGUUGAUGGGGUGUUUCUGGUGAGGGAAAGUAGAAGGACUCCAGGGAUGUUUGUAAUCUCAUUCUCUCAUAACCACAAAAUUAAACACACCAAGAUUUUGCAGGUUGAAGAGGAGGGUCAAAUCUUGUACAGUGUCGACAAUGGAGUAACUAAAUUCUCAGACCUUAUUCAACUAGUGGACUUCUACCAUAUCAAUGCUAUGGGGCUGCCUACUAAACUGUUACAUUAUGUAACAUAAACCUAUGGUGUAUGAGUGAUGGGGGCAAAUGUGUCAAUCAUGGAACAAGUCUAUGUUUAACCUAGACCAUACCAGUGUUAAUCUUGGGUUAAACCAGUGUUCACCUUGGAUGUCACUCAUGGAUCCAACCAAGAUUUGAUCAAGCAUCUUCUGCCUAUGGUCUUACACCAAAGGUCUGUCUGCAUUAAGGAGAGUCAGAACCAACUAUUGCAUCAAACAAGGACAUAUUUAGAGGCUUUUUGUAAGUGAGAUGAAGAUUUUAUAUAAAUGCCGCAGAUUCAGCUAUCAGUAACUUUUAAUUCAACAAAUUCAGCUGAUUACUCAGACACUUGUGUUUGUGGACAGUAUUUGUGUGGUGCUUUUACACUGGUAAUAGCCAGACAUCAAUAUAUCUUGAGCAUUUGAGGAUCCAGGCUGACCUGAACAUAUACAUAUAGCCUUGUAUCUUAGCUAUAAUACUUCCUGGUGAACUAAGAUAUCAUGAGGCCUGGUUAGUACCAUUGUUUUUUACCUCAUAGGGGAUCAGUUGGUACAGUCUAGUUGCAUAGUGAUCAUGUUUUAAGAACUGUAAAAAGAAAAUAUAGAUCUUAACAAGGAAUAUGGGGAACAUAGAGAAGACACUCCAUUUGUAUGGAUAGGUUAGCAAGUCAAAUACUUCAUUUAAAUAUCACAGAGAUAUGAAGUAAAAUGUUUUAGACAUAGAGUAGUGAGAAAUAUAAGCCAGAGUAAGAUAAAAACAAUUAUAGCUUGAGGAAUUUUAAGAGACUGAGAGUAAACUGUGGAGUAAUCCGCAUGGUCUCCCCAGUUUCUGACUAACAUUGAAAACACUAUUGACAAAAUUUACCAUAUUGGCAUUCAAUGCAUUGCCCAGCAAUCAACCAGUUUUUCUAAGUCCAUUGCCAAGAGUGAAAUAUUAUAUGCAAUGAGGCAAUUGCCAUUGAAAAAGAUUAUGCAUAGUUAACCACACAGCUGUACAGAAUUGAUAUAUAAAAUCAUUUUAGUUGUUGGAGGGUAGUUAGCCA
Molecule: messenger RNA, 2944 nt
Organism: Owenia fusiformis
Lineage: Eukaryota; Metazoa; Annelida; Polychaeta; Sabellida; Oweniidae
Source: the annotation of a GenBank genome assembly